AUGGCAUCCCUCAGGCAGACUGCCCGGAGACUUUUCCAAACAUUGUCACAGAUUCCUGAAUUACAACCUGCCACGGCACUACUCAUCGGAGGUAUAGCUGCCAGUCAAUAUCUCCACGGAGUCAAUCCAGAGAGCAUUGAUGUCUUGAUCAACCUACGCGGCGAUUACCAAGCCGGUACCAAUGUGCACGUUGCUCGUCUUGCUCAGAGGCGUUUUCCUGGAAUAUUUACCAUUGAUAACAAUCCCGGCUAUGGACUUCGCACAGUGUUUAGGGGAGUCCCUAUCAGGUUCCACCACAAGGAUACGCUACCUUGGAUAACUUCAUCAUCGAUGACACCAGUCGCGAACGCCGGGAGUUUCCUCCCAUUUUUAAACAUGUACGAUUUGAUGGUUUCACGCUUCUGGUCCGCGCGCCUUCGCGGCACCGACUACUACGAAAUCGACAUUUCCCAGGCCGUCAAACUUAUGGUUAAAUUGGUAGAUCCAGUAACCGGUCUUGUCUCGGUUACGGAUGUCCAACGAGAAUUCCUGCGUUGUCCUGUUGAGGAGUUGUGUGGACGGUCUGACACCGACCAGUGGCUGCUCCAAGUUUUUGAGAUGUGA
This is a messenger RNA of Aspergillus puulaauensis, 603 nucleotides long. RefSeq lists its product as uncharacterized. The record is from RefSeq and is a predicted model, not a curated record. Lineage: Eukaryota; Fungi; Ascomycota; Eurotiomycetes; Eurotiales; Aspergillaceae. The coding region runs from base 1 to 603 and encodes 200 amino acids. The transcript is spliced from 3 exons.